UUUGCUUUUAUUUUAUUAAAAUUAGUUACCUAUGUAUUUAAUUCUUUCCUUUAUGGCCAUUUUUACUCUUUGCUUGCCAUUGAUCUUUCCUUUUUAUUUAUUUUUUCUUACCUACUUAAUUUGCCUCUAUUUUUAUUUAAAGUUUUCUCUCGAGAUUAAAAAUUAAUUUUCAAAUUCUAAAAUAGUCAAAAACAAUUUUUAGAAUUUAUUUUCCACGAGAUAACUUUAAAAUAUUUUAAUUUGUAUAUUACAUGUGCUUUUUAAUUUAAAAAUAUUUUAAUUAAAAAUUAUUUUCUUUUAUUGGAUUUAUCCAAAAUUAAUUCUAUUUAUUUUUAUUCCAAAAUUAAUUUUUUAAUUUCUCAUUACAGAUUAUGCCUUCAAUUAUCUUCUUUUUCAUUCAAUUUUUUCUAAUUAUUUUUGUUAUUUUUACUUCAAGAGUAAAUUCUUCUCAAUAUGAGGAAAUUGAAAAUGGUCUGAAAUUUUUAAUUAAAAAAAUUUCUUUUAAAAACAAAAUUUCAAAUUCAGACGGCAACUUUAAAUGGACACAACAACCCCAAUCUAAACCUCAAUUAAUAACAAACAGAAAAGAUUCUUCAGAAAUUAAUUCAAACGAAGCAAUAUCCUCCUCAUCUUCAAAUGAAUACCAAAUAAAUAAAUCAGCAAUUAAUAAAAGAAAAAAUAAAAAUAGGCCACAAAUUUAUUCUUCUGUUGAAUUUCUUUUUCCUUUACAAGAAGAAGAAAAUAAAAUUAAUGGAAGAUAUGAAGGAAAAUUUAAAAUGAGGAAUGAUACGAGACAAUCACAUAAUAAUUUUCAAGUUUCUACUGUUCCUUUGAUGAGGCUUACAAAGUGA
Messenger RNA from Meloidogyne enterolobii, 851 nucleotides. Lineage: Eukaryota; Metazoa; Nematoda; Chromadorea; Rhabditida; Meloidogynidae. The record is from the annotation of a GenBank genome assembly.